AUGAGCGACUUUUCAUCAGAAGAAUUUGAAGAGGAAUUAGAUUUUGGGACGCGCCGAUCUGGGCCAGGAGAAAAAUGGACAGGAGAUGGACGCUCUCGACAAAAGGAACGCGCCAUGCUGGGCAUCUUCGGAAGCGAUGAGGAAGAAGACGGAUACUAUAAUCCAGAAGUUAAGAAUUUUCGCGUUCCUCCAAAAAAUAUACGAUUUGUUGGAAAGAAUGAGCAGCUGAAGUCAGAACAAACAGUAACCUCUAGUGAUUUACUCGAGGGGACUCAUAAUACUCCCAGAAAAGAAAAAGAAAACGGUGGUGAGAUUCCAAAAAUGAAAUUUAAUACUAAAGGAUUCGGCGCAAAAAUGCUGGAGAAAAUGGGAUACAAAAAGGGACAAGGUUUAGGAGCGAAUGCCGAAGGUAUAGCGGCUCCUGUGGAAUCCAAAUUGCGCCCAGAAAGGGUCGGUUUGGGUGCAAUUCGUGAAAGAACAGAAAAAGAAAGACGUGAAGCAAUCCUUCGAGGAGAAAUUUCGGACAGCGAAGAUGAAGAAAUCCGCCAGAAACGAGAGAGAGAAAGUAAGAUGAAAAAGAAAACUAAAGAAAAACUAAAGUCUUCUUCCGAGUUGUCAAACGCCUUGGGAGACUUUUCCAUUCCACCUGUCCUUGCUAGUAUUCUGGAUGCCGGCAUCAAUGAAACGAAGAGGAUUGAGGUAACCUCCACUAUUUUAAAACCUGGAGCUGAAAUCAAUGAGAAAGACGUUAAUGAUUCGAUAGACCAACUUUCUCGCCUAGCGCGCGUGGAAUCAGAAAAUUAUGUUACGAGCUGGCAGCAGCUGCAAGCCCGAAAAGCGUACAUUAGGAUGGAAAAAGAAAGAAUUUCAAAUGAGUAUGAUCAAAGAAAUAUGGAAAUUAAUCGGUUGGAAAAGUUGCUGGAAAAGGUUGACGAAAUUCAUGCUGGUAUAGCAAAUAUGGCUGUGGAAGAUGUGAAUGAAUCUGUAGAUGAAUUAGAAAGAGCCAUACAGCCUGUAACAUAUUUGAUUGAGAUACUUCCUGUUGAAUUUACUGAACCCAACAUGCAUUACGAACUCGAUUCUGUCGCUGUAAGUAUUUUGAUGGCUGUGGUAUCUAAGCCAUUCCAGAAUUGGGAUGUUUUUAGACACCCUUACUUUUUGUUAGAGCAUUUUUUAUCUUGGAGGAACUCUCUUCAAUCAAAUGCGUUCCGUCCCAAGACAGAUCGUCCUGAUACGUUUUUGGAUAUGGAACUAGAAAUGGAAGAAGACCAGUCAGGCCAGGCAAAUUUUACUCACUAUGAAUCUUUAAUGAUGGCGCUUUGGGAAACAAGGGUUUCUAAAGCAUUACGGGAUGAUUGGAAUAGCCGAGAUACUUCAAAAGCAUUACAAUUACUAGAAGCAUGGGACAUGGUUGUUCCAUCUAAAGUCAAGGAAGUACUAAUCAAGGAUUCUAUUCUCCCGAAAUUGCAAGAUGAAAUUAAUAUAUGGAAGCCGUCAAUGCGAUCACGAAAGAGAUCAGCCGAUUCUUUGCAUCACUGGAUAUUUCCAUGGUUACCGUAUUUGGGAAGUUUUUCUGAUGACCUUUUGUCGGUGGUCUUGACGCGUCUGUCAAGGGUAUUGUCCGGAUGGGAUAUCGGAUUUGGGCCGUUGGAUGAUUUUAGCGCUUGGCGAUUUGCAUUUACGGAUGAUAUGUUAGACCGUGUAUUGGAAAAGACGAUACUGCCAAAGUUAGAAAAGCUCUUGCAGGAGAAAUUAGUGAUUGAUCCUUCAAAUCAAGAUAUGAACGUCAUAUUAACUGUCCUUGCGUGGAAAGAUGCCUUCCGGGCCACUGUUUACGGAAAGUUACUGAUUGAUCACUUUUUUUCGAAAUGGCUGAUGAUUUUGUAUGAAUGGCUUACCUUUUCACCCAACUUUGAAGAAGCUAGUGAAUGGUAUAGAUGGUGGAAGUCGUUUUUUCCAGAAGACGUAGCGACAAAUGUUUAUGUACAACAAGGAUUUUCCAAAGGUUUAGAUAUGAUGAAUGAAUCUUUGGAAAACAAAACCAUUACUCCACCAACUUCUUACGUGGGCGCACAGAUUCAACAAAAAUUGGAUGGCAACGAAAAGAAGUUGAAUGCGCAAAAGCUGGCAAAUCAACUACGAGAUGAAAGUAUUCGCCAAGCUCCAGAAACUGUUAGUUUCCGAGAAAUUGUUGAAGAUUUUUGUAGUGACCAGGGUUUCCUGUUGGUACCUUUACGGAAGUCGCAUCCCCUUAGUGGGAAUGCUCUUUUCAGAAUUUCUGCUCAAGCUGCAAAGUCUCGAGGGAUUACUGUUUAUUUAAAGAAUGAUAUUAUCUGGAUGAAACCUUUCGGUGCUACAGAGGACGCUGUGUUUCAACCUAUCGGGUUUGAAGAAAUUCCUACCCUCUUGAAUCCACGUCCCUCUUGA
Molecule: messenger RNA, 2427 nt
Organism: Schizosaccharomyces osmophilus
Lineage: Eukaryota; Fungi; Ascomycota; Schizosaccharomycetes; Schizosaccharomycetales; Schizosaccharomycetaceae
Gene: ntr1
Product: RNA-binding splicing factor Ntr1
Exons: 1
Coding region: 1-2427 (808 amino acids)
Biological process (GO): spliceosomal complex disassembly
Cellular component (GO): U2-type post-mRNA release spliceosomal complex
Molecular function (GO): nucleic acid binding
Source: RefSeq, a predicted model, not a curated record